UUUCGAAAGUUUCUCGGACCGUUGCCAUCUCGAAGCCAACCCUUCCCGCCAUGCUGCAACGGCUCUCCACCGCCCCAUCCCCAACCAAAACCCUUCGUUUCAGCUCGCACCACCCUCUCCUCUCCCUCCUGAACUCGUGCAAAACCCUGGACCAAAUCAAGCAAGCCCACGCCAAGAUGAUCGCCGCCGGCCUCUUCCUCCACCCCUUCCCACCCAGCAAGCUCCUCGAGCUCCUGCUCUCCCCUUCCCCUCCCCUCCUCCCCUACGCCGACCUCGUCUUCCGCCACUCCCCUUCCCCUCCUCUCUUCUCUUACAACACCCUCAUCAAGGCCCAUUCCUCGCCCGCCUCCCUCCUCCUCUUCCGCUCCCUGCUUCGUGACCCUUCGGCUCCGCUUCCCAACCAGUACACCUUCGCGUUUGUCCUGGCUGCGUGCGGGCCGGAAGGAUUCGGGCUCGUGGAGGGGGAGCAGGUGAGGGGCCAAUUGAUCCGGCGUGGGUUCGAGGCCAAUGUGUUUGUUUCGAACGUGGUGAUUCGGAUGUAUGGGAGUUGGGGGCUGUUGGAUGAUGCGAGGAAGGUGUUUGAUGAAAGUUCUGAGAGGGAUCUGGUCUCGUGGAAUUCGUUGAUCGGUGGAUAUGCAGGGGCUGGUGAUGUAGAUCGUGCCAAGGAAUUGUUUGAUGAGAUGCCAGAAAGGGAUGUUGUUUCCUGGAGUACGGUUAUUGCAGGCUACGUGCAGGUGGGAUGCUUUGUUGAGGCAAUGGAACUCUUCCGUGAGAUGCAGCUUGCAGGAGCUACACCUAAUGAGUUCACGCUCACAACUGUUCUUGCAGCCUGUGCUAAUCUGGUGGCUUUGGAUCAAGGAAGAUGGAUUCACAUCUAUAUUAACAAAGCUAGGAUCAAGAUGAAUGAUAGAUUGCUUGCUGGUCUCAUUGAUAUGUAUGCCAAGUGUGGAGAGGUAGAAUCUGCAUGGAAAUUAUUCAAUGAUCAAACUAAUACAAAACGAACUGUUCGGCCUUGGAAUGCUAUGCUUAGUGGCUUUGCUAUUCAUGGCAGAUCUGAUGAAGCAGUCAAACUCUUUGAAAGGAUGAAGAAAAUAAAUGUUCUUCCUGAUAAAGUAACUUUUGUAUCCUUGCUUAAUGCUUGUAGCCAUGGAAGAUUAGUGCACCAGGGGAGAUUAUAUCUCAGUUCAAUGAAGAGUGUCCAUGGCAUAGAUCCAGAAAUUGAGCAUUAUGGAUGUAUGGUGGAUCUUCUUGGCCGUGCUGGGCUCUUGAAAGAGGCAGAAGAGAUGAUAUCAACUAUGCCUAUGGCUCCAGAUACUGUCAUAUGGGGUGCAUUACUGGGUGCUUGUUGCAUACAUGGAGACAUAGAGAUGGGAAAGAGGAUAGGGAAACUCAUUAGUGAAGUGGAGCCGAAACAUGUUGGCUGUCAUGUUCUAUUAGCAAAUAUUUAUUCUGGAUCUAGGAGAUGGAAUGAUGCAAGGGAUGUGAGGAAGCACCUUGAAAUUGCCAAUGGGAGAAAGACACCAGGUUGCAGUUCCAUCGAACUAAACGGGAUGUUCUAUCAAUUUCUUGUGGGAGAUCGAUCCCAUCCACAGACAAAGCAGAUCUACUCAUUCUUGGAUGAGAUGGCUAUCAAACUAAAGAUCGCAGGCUAUACCCCAGAAGUUGGAGAAGUGCUGCUUGAUAUUGAUGAAGAAGACAGGGAGACUGCUCUAUCAAGACACAGUGAGAAACUAGCCAUUGCUUUUGGGCUGAUGAAUACUAGUUCAGGAACCCCAAUCCGAAUUGUGAAAAAUUUGCGGGUCUGUAGGGACUGCCACCAUGCUACAAAGUUCAUCUCCAAGGUUUAUGACCGGGAGAUUAUAGUUCGGGAUAGGAUUCGGUUUCACCACUUCAAAGAUGGAUACUGUUCUUGCAAGGAUUAUUGGUAGAAGGCCUCAGUAGGAGAAUGGAGUUGCAGUUGACAACUCAGCUUGCUUCAUCAUUUUAACAUGAGAAACUUGGUUGAAGUUUUUUCACGUCAAAGUUGGAUGCUGUUCCUGCAAUGAUUAUUGGUAGAAGGCCACAGCAGGAGAAUGUAGGAGUUACAGUUGACAACUCAGCUUGCUUAAUCAACAUCUUAACAUGAUGAACUUGAUUGAAGUUUUUCCUGAUUUUUUAUUUUUUUUAGCAAAAGUCAUAUCUAUUCUCUCUUUUUUUUUCCCACCAAUUGUUUGAGAAUUGUAAAAGAUAGCCAUUCUUUUGUUAAUUAUUUAUGCAAAGGAAUCAUAUUUAUAGAAUGACAUGCUCCUAAACCGAAAGGUCUUGUAAACAUCAGUUGAUCCGCACUGGAAACAUUUAAAGCUCAUUGUGUAAAGGCACUAAUUUACAUUAGACAUGAUAGUAGUGCACUCCAUGUAUGAAUCACGGAAUUUAUUUGAUCAA
This is a messenger RNA of Phoenix dactylifera (date palm), 2421 nucleotides long. RefSeq names its product pentatricopeptide repeat-containing protein At3g62890-like. Gene Ontology annotation, biological process: RNA modification. Gene Ontology annotation, molecular function: RNA binding; protein binding; zinc ion binding. Lineage: Eukaryota; Viridiplantae; Streptophyta; Magnoliopsida; Arecales; Arecaceae. The record is from RefSeq and is a predicted model, not a curated record.